This is a messenger RNA of Gekko japonicus, 968 nucleotides long. RefSeq names its product peptidylprolyl isomerase E (gene PPIE). Gene Ontology annotation, biological process: protein folding; protein peptidyl-prolyl isomerization. Gene Ontology annotation, cellular component: intracellular membrane-bounded organelle. The record is from RefSeq and is a predicted model, not a curated record. Lineage: Eukaryota; Metazoa; Chordata; Lepidosauria; Squamata; Gekkonidae. Bases 31 to 936 code for a protein of 301 amino acids. The transcript is spliced from 10 exons. Gene Ontology annotation, molecular function: peptidyl-prolyl cis-trans isomerase activity; RNA binding.
GGGCGGCGCGGGCGGUUGUGGGAAAGGCGCAUGGCUUCCACUAAGAGAGUUUUGUAUGUCGGUGGGCUUGCAGAGGAGGUGGACGAGAGGGUGCUCCAUGCAGCCUUUAUUCCCUUUGGUGACAUCACAGAUAUCCAGAUCCCUCUGGACUAUGAGACAGAAAAGCAUCGUGGCUUCGCUUUCAUUGAAUUUGAACUGGCUGAGGAUGCCGCAGCAGCAAUCGACAACAUGAAUGAAUCCGAGCUCUUUGGAAGGACGAUUCGCGUCAACCUGGCCAAACCCAUGAGGAUUAAGGAAGGAUCCUCCCGGCCAGUCUGGUCAGAUGAUGACUGGUUGAAAAAGUUUUCUGGGAAGACACUUGACGAGAAUGUGGAGGAAGAAGGGGCAGAGCCUGCCAGAACAGAGGCCCAGGAGGGCGAGCCUCCGGCAAAGAAAACAAGGGUGAACCCUCAGGUUUACAUGGACAUCAAGAUUGGCAAUAAGCCUGCUGGCCGCAUAAACAUCCUCUUGAGAUCGGAUAUUGUACCCAUGACCACAGAGAACUUCCGCUGUCUGUGCACACAUGAGAAGGGAUUUGGCUUUAAGGGGAGCAGCUUCCAUCGUGUGAUCCCCCAGUUCAUGUGCCAAGCUGGCGACUUCACCAACCACAAUGGUACAGGGGGGAAAUCUAUCUACGGGAAGAAAUUUGAUGAUGAAAACUUCAUUCUGAAGCACACGGGGCCAGGCACACUGUCCAUGGCCAAUUCCGGCCCCAACACCAAUGGAUCUCAGUUCUUCAUCACUUGUGAUAAGACUGAUUGGUUGGAUGGGAAACACGUUGUGUUUGGAGAGGUCACGGAGGGGAUGGAUGUGGUGCGGCAGAUAGAGGCUCAAGGCGCCAAAGAUGGAAAACCAAAGCAAAAAGUGAUAAUCUCAGACUGUGGUGAAUAUGUGUGAAUUGUUGCGCGGGGGGGGGGGGGGGGGGGGGC